Messenger RNA from Macrobrachium nipponense, 1628 nucleotides. RefSeq names its product SPRY domain-containing protein 3-like. Lineage: Eukaryota; Metazoa; Arthropoda; Malacostraca; Decapoda; Palaemonidae. The record is from RefSeq and is a predicted model, not a curated record. Gene Ontology annotation, molecular function: protein binding.
AUGGCCUGUUUUGGUCUUUGUUCUGCAAAAUAUCCACUACACAAGCUCCCUGGUUGGGCUGUCGACAGUGUUGGAUAUCAUGCUGAUGAUGGGAGGUUGUAUAAAGCCCGUCCAAGAGGAGUUGUAUUUGGCCCAAGAUGUGGUGCUGGUGAUCGAAUGGGUUGUGGUGUAAAGUUUGAUCAGAUUUCUCCAGAGAAUGACCAGACUUCUGUACCUGUCUUUUUUACAAAAAAUGGGAAAGAGGUGGGAUCCGUGAUGGUUAGAGUUCCACCAGGAGGAUUGUAUCCAUGUGUGGGAUUAGCAGCAGCUGGCGAUGCUGUUAGACUCUCUCCGCAGAUCCUGUGGCCUCCUGAUGAAGAUACGCACAUGUCUGUUGAUUCAGUUGAAGAAGAGUGGUUGAGGCUGCAUGAUAUCAGAUUGAAUGGACAGAUGUUGGAAUAUUGUGGAAGAGGAAAGUCUCUCGUUGACGUAGGUUUAGCACAGGCUCGAGUGCCAUUAAACACAACUUCACACUAUUUUGAAAUGGAAAUAGUUGAUCCAGGAAGAUCAGGAUAUAUAACCAUUGGGCUUACUAGAAAGGAAUACCCUCAAAAUCGACAUCCUGGAUGGAAUAGAGGGAGUAUAGCAUAUCAUGCAGACGAUGGUAGAGUCUUCACGGGUAGUACGGUUGGUUCGUUAUUUGGUCCUAGAUGCCAUAAAGGUGAUGUCAUGGGAUGUGGCAUAAUAUUUCCUCGGGAUUAUGUAUGCAAUUAUGAUAGUGAAGGUGGUAGUAUGGAGGAGGAGAGCCCUGAAGCUUUAGAGUGUGAUGAUUUAUUAGAACAUUUACUUCACUACCCUCAACCAGCAUUACCACCGGUUCUUUCACCUCACUACCCACAUCGGCAUAGACAUAGACGUCACAAUUUCAUCCACACAGACUCAGAAGAUGAUGACGAAGAGGAAGAGGAGGAGGAAGAGGAGAACUCUUUGCAACCAUCAUGCCGUCAUCCUGUUGGCGGAAAAGUUCAGGUUUUUUUCACCCGAAAUGGUCAAAUGAUUGGACGACGAGAAGUUGCACUACCCCGAGGUGGUUUCUUCCCUAGCAUCAGCAUGGGUAGCUUGGAUGAAAGGGUGAGAGUAGAUCUGAGACCUCUAUCUGGUUAGAAAGUUUUUGGUAUGUUAUCAUUUAUGAAAUGUUCCGUAAGUCAUUGUGUGGUGACUCACGAUGUAGGGCUUGUGAAGUUUUUAUUCACGCAGUCGCACGAAGAUGAGGUCUUCAUGGUCAUGAAGGAGUGAUAUGAAGUAGAGGUAUUUAUAUAUAUUUAUGAACAGUGUUUUUCCAUAGUUAUUUUGUGUACCUUAUAUGUUGAAUUUUAUGUGAUACAUGUUAUAGCAGUGGCUGAAGAGCUUUUUAUAUUGAAUAUUAUACAAUAAUUUAUUUAUUUUUCUGUAUACGUACAUAGUACAGUAGUACUUAGUUUAGCAAUAUUGAAAGGCGCAAUAUUAAUUGCUGGAUGUUACUGUUCUGAGAUUAAUCAUUAUCUAAUCAUUUCAUGAAGUUACCUCUGUUGUUCCCCCUUCUUGUAGUGAUUUCAUUUACCAAUGAAAUAAGAAAAGGCCAUAAAUUUUUUAUUUUGGUUUGUAAAUUC